AAUCAGUGGGAAAUUGAGCUGUAGAAGAAUUCUUUACGUCAUCGCCUACUUCUUCUAGUUCCAAAAUGGCGCUAUGUUUACGUCUCCUCGUAAUCGUUUUUUCCCGUAUCAAAUCUCAUGGAGACAUUUAGUUACUUAGUACACGGGAAAGGAUCAUUUGAGCCAUUAUUUAACGACGCCGGCGCUGUUGCAGGACCGACUGGACAUUAGCUAAGGAAAAAUCAGCCAAGCCUCUUGAUCUCUGGCCAGAGGUUCGGCUGCAGCGGUGGGAAGGAUGCAAGCUGAAGCCGCAGACCCCUCACUGACAGAGGGCAUCGAGGCUCUGGGUGUGAAGGACGCAGAAAAACCUGCAGCGGGCAAAGAGGACGAGGACGACGCGGAGCAACGGGACACGGAGAUGACAUCGGCUACAGAGGAGGAGGACACCGCAACCCAGGAUGACAAAGAUGAAGAUGCUGAUGAUGCAGAAGAAGCAACAAAGUGUAGUGAGGAACCACAGACAGAGACAGAGGUGGAUGUGGAGGAGGGAAAGCCUGCUGCAGAAGUGAGCAGUGAAUGGGAGAUUCCGUACAGCGAUGAAGAGUUCGAAGACUCCAAAAACUGGAUGCCCCCUCCAGCCGAGAUCAAAAGACUCUAUGACCUCCUCGCUAAAGGGGAGAUGCUGGAAUUGAACUUUGUACCUCUUCCGAGGAGACCUCCUACACCUGAACGCACACCCUCACCUGAACAAGACGACGAGGAAGAGGCGGCAAAGGAACGGGAGAGGGAGCAGAGAGAACGCAAGCCCCCUACACCGACCGAGUUUGACUUUGAUGAGGAGCAAAUGCAGACACCCAAAAAUGCUUUCAUCAACAGACGCAGAACACCAGGAUCUUCAGCUCGCUCAUCUGUGAAACGAGAAGCACGACUGGACAAAGUACUGUCAGACAUGAAGCGACAUCGCAAAAUUGAGGAGCACAUCAUGCGUACAGGGCGAGAUCUCUUUAAAAACGAGAAGAAGCUGGAGGAGGCUCUAUCGCCGAACAGUCAGAAGGAGCGCGAGAAAGAGAGGGAACGCGACAGUAACCCCAACACCAUCUUCUCUCCAAGACAAAGAAGAUACUGAAGCAGCGACAAUGACUGCAGCAACACUGAAAACUUGAAAUUUUUUAUGUAACAAGUUUGUAUGUUUUUUAUGUGUUUUGUAUCAUAGCAAUAAACAUUUUAACCCUAAAAUGUUAAGUUA
This is a messenger RNA of Betta splendens (Siamese fighting fish), 1225 nucleotides long. It is a transcript of the gene pagr1, whose product is annotated as PAXIP1 associated glutamate-rich protein 1. Bases 275 to 1105 code for a protein of 276 amino acids. The transcript has 5 exons. The record is from RefSeq and is a predicted model, not a curated record. NCBI's taxonomy places the organism in Eukaryota, Metazoa, Chordata, Actinopteri, Anabantiformes, Osphronemidae.